AAAACGGCCACCGCGCGCCGCGAGCAGCCAGACCGCGCGCCGCGACCUCCACGCGGGUGGUCGCGCCGGUCCCCUUCGCGAUGUUGCCCAAAGUUCUCUUAGUCCUCCUGAACAUAUUUCUCAUCAUCCACUCGAGGGCGCUGUUACCCCAAACUGAAGUGGAAGAUGAAGCAUCUGGCCACGAUGACGUUGUUAAUGACCCCCAGCCUCAGCCCCUGCCCCAGCCCCAGCCCCUGGCCCAGCCUCAGCCCCUGCCCCAGGCUCAGCCCCUGGGCAGGAAACUUCUCUCUGAAAUAAUAAAUUCCGCCACUGCCCCUGUGGGUGCUGCUACCACGGCUCUCAUGGUUGCUAAUACCACUGCCCCUGUGAUUGCAGCCACCACGGCCCUUGUGGUUGCUAACACCACUGCCCUUGUGGUUGCUAACACCACUGCCCCUGUGGUUGCUGCCACCACUGCCAUCACAACUGCUCCAGGGGCUCCACGCAAAGGCAGCAAACUGCCAGAAGCCACUCGCAUCCUGGACACAAUCCUGAAUAACUAUGACCACAAGUUGCGCCCUGGCAUUGGUGUGAGGCCCACCGUGGUGAAGGUGGAGGUCUCCGUCAAUAGCCUCGGCCCCAUUUCCAUCAUGGACAUGGAGUACACCAUCGACCUCAUCUUCUAUCAGAGUUGGUACGACGAGCGCCUUCGUUACAAUAGCACCUUUGACAGCCUUGUUCUGAAUGGUGAUAUGGUGAGCCAGUUGUGGAUCCCGGACACCUUCUUCAGGAAUUCGAAGAAGGCCGUGGAGCAUACGAUCACCCUGCCCAACCAGAUGGUCCGCAUCUACAAUGAUGGCAGGGUGCUGUACACAAUUAGGAUGACCAUUGAUGCGAGAUGUUCACUCCACAUGCUCAAAUUUCCAAUGGAUUCUCACUCUUGCCCUCUGUCUUUCUCUAGCUUUUCCUAUCCUGAGAGUGAGAUGAUCUACAAGUGGGCUGAUUUCAACCUUGAAAUGAAUGAGAAGAACACCUGGAAGCUCUUGCAGUUCGACUUCACUGGCGUGAGCAACAAAACUGAAAUUGUCAAGACCCCAGCUGGUGACUUCAUGGUUAUGACGUUUUUCUUCAAUGUGAGUAGGCGGUUUGGCUACAUUGCCAUUCAAAACUACGUCCCCUCUUCUGUGACUACGAUGUUAUCCUGGGUUUCCUUUUGGAUCCAGAGAGACUCUGCUCCAGCUAGGACCUCUUUAGGGAUCACCUCUGUACUCACCAUGACUACUUUGGGCACCUUCUCGCGGAAGAACUUCCCACGGGUCUCCUACAUCACAGUGUUGGACUUCUACAUUGCCAUCUGCUUCGUCUUCUGCUUCUGCGCUUUGAUGGAAUUCGCCGUUCUCAACUUCCUGACCUACAACCGAAUGAAGGCCCACGCUUCUCCGAAACUCCGCCAUCCUCCCAUUAGUGGUGCCCGCGCCCGUGCCCUGGCCCGUGCCCGCGCUCGCCAGCAGGAAGAGGUGUUUGUGUGUGAGAUCGUCACUGAAGGAAGUGAUGGGGAGGAACACGUGUCUUGCUCUGUCCAGCCACUCCCUAACCCAGAAGACGUCGAGGCCCCCAGUGGAAGGUUCUCUGGAUGCUUCAAGCAUGUCAGGAAGUAUUUCUGCAUGGGCCCUGACUGCGAUGGCCCUACCUGGAAUAAGGGACGCCUUCGCAUCCACCUCUUCCGCCUGGAUAACUACUCGCGCAUUGUUUUCCCAGUGUCCUUCCUCCUCUUCAAUGUGAUCUACUGGCUUGUUUGCCUUAACCUGUAGGUGCCAGUAGGUACCUUGUGGGGCGGGCUCCCCAGUUCCCCGGGAGGUCCUAAGCCCCUUGCCAAGGGAGUUGGGGGACAACGGCAGCAGCAGGAGCAUCUAGAGUGUUUUCCCUCCCCUGUUCCCCAAAUACAAGCCUGCAAAGAGUUUGUCUUUGGUGCCCCUCUCCCCACAAGUCCCUUCAGUGAGUCUCCUUAGCACUCCCUUUCAAAGACCCUCACCCACCUCUCUGUUCUUUGAGGGGCGUUCGUGAUGCUCAGUGUUCAAGAUCGCAGGCUUUUUAAAAUCAGCUCCCUGAAACCCUGGCCAUCUCAGAGCGGAUUAGCUCACUCCCAGCCGUGCUGACAAUCACUGCCUUUUUCCAGAAACCCAAUACUGCCUUUGUGGUGCUACAGGCCCUGCUCAGGCCUCAGCCUCAAAGUGCAUAGACCAGCUAUUUUCCUUAUUCUGACACCUCCUUAAAGGGCUAGACAAGAAUACAGGAGGACCCCAUCCCAUUUUAUUUAUUUCCUCUUUCCCUGCCCUCCCUCCCCACACAGAUAGACAGGCACUGGAAUUCUCUCUUUAGGAGGAAGGGAGCCAGCAAGUGGGUCUUUUGGGACAGUAUCCCUCCCUCUGCUGCUGUGACACCUCCUGCUCCCUCCCUGCUUCCAUCUGCGCCGAUUCAAUGCCUUGCAUCCAGUGGGAAUCUGUCUAUUUUGGUGUGUGGUGAUAGUUAUUACCCCUGCUUUUUAUGCCCCUUCUUCCUCUUCCUUGACCCCUGUGACUCUUUCUGUAACUUCCCCAGUGACUUUCCCAGCCCUGUCCAGGUGCUAGGCUUUGGUAUUUCCCUGGGACCAAGAAACGAAAGAAACUCUGCUUUGCAGUGGGCAUUACCCACCAUUAUUUGGUGCCCACCUUGGGCACAGUUGGAGUUUGACAGCUUCCUUGGCCCCCGGAUCCAUGAGCCAGUCCACUAUUAUCCUCGGGGCGUUCACAAUUACACCCAAUCAAUUGAAUUCCCUUAAAUUUGUACAGCACUUUACCUCUGGAGAAGGACUUUGGACAAAACGUUUCUAUUUGGAGUCUCAUUAUAGCCCUGUGAUGUCCUCAGGGCAGGAUUCUUGUCCCCAUUAAGCAGAUGGGAACCCUGAGGCACAGAUUUCUAUGGGACUGUAGACCUCACUGGAAGCCAUCAGGAGCCCACUGUCAUCUUUUCGACCACAUGACAGGGCUAGGCAGCUCUGAUCACAAUUUGAUUCUUCUGCUUCUACUGGCACCACAGAUUGGCAGGCUCUUCAUCACUGACCUGCCCAAUUCCUGGGCCUGAGAUGCUCAGGCUGCCCCCAAGAUGGACCUUCUCCUGGCUCUAGUCACCCAGUGAGACAAAUUUGGAUCAUCGCCCCAAUGCUUGUAUAUGCUAAAUGAAAUCUGUGUCUGUAUUUUAAGGUGGGUGGGUAGGGUGGGGAUCCAUCUGCUUUCUGUCACCAUCAUCUGAAAAGGGGAAUAUAUAAAUAAAGCAAUCAGCAAAGCAUUCAAGGUGUGGCUCAUUUCUUUGGCGCUCGUGUUUGUUCCUGGUUCAGGUUUUCAGCCUUUUUCUGUUUCCCUGUCACAUAUAUGACUCCCAGACAUGCGCGACCUGCCAGCAUGCACCAAGGACCCU
This is a messenger RNA of Cavia porcellus (domestic guinea pig), 3432 nucleotides long. It is a transcript of the gene Gabre, whose product is annotated as gamma-aminobutyric acid type A receptor subunit epsilon. The transcript has 9 exons. Lineage: Eukaryota; Metazoa; Chordata; Mammalia; Rodentia; Caviidae. The record is from RefSeq and is a predicted model, not a curated record. Gene Ontology annotation, molecular function: inhibitory extracellular ligand-gated monoatomic ion channel activity; GABA-gated chloride ion channel activity; benzodiazepine receptor activity. The coding region runs from base 81 to 1790 and encodes 569 amino acids. Gene Ontology annotation, cellular component: GABA-A receptor complex; neuron projection; dendrite membrane. Gene Ontology annotation, biological process: gamma-aminobutyric acid signaling pathway; regulation of postsynaptic membrane potential; synaptic transmission, GABAergic.